Molecule: messenger RNA, 2551 nt
Organism: Schizosaccharomyces cryophilus OY26
Lineage: Eukaryota; Fungi; Ascomycota; Schizosaccharomycetes; Schizosaccharomycetales; Schizosaccharomycetaceae
Product: WD repeat protein
Exons: 6
Coding region: 38-2488 (816 amino acids)
Biological process (GO): negative regulation of fatty acid biosynthetic process
Cellular component (GO): Cul4-RING E3 ubiquitin ligase complex; cytoplasm
Molecular function (GO): protein binding
Source: RefSeq, a predicted model, not a curated record
CGUUUACCAAAAAGCACAGUUCCCAAAAAUUGGCCUUAUGUCUGGGAUUUCCUUGUCUUUGCGUCAAUUGGAAAACCGGGAAUGGCUGCAACGAAAAGUCGCACGAGAUAUAUAUGGUAGUUCGUCCUGGCUGGCGAAUAUCGAUUUACAAAGGGAAUUAAGCUACCAUUCAAGUUGUGUAAACGCAUUAAACUGGUCUGAAAACGGUGAAUACUUAUUAUCCGGCGGCGAUGAUACCCAAUUGGUUAUUUGGGAUGUAUAUAAUAAUUUUGAGCCGCUUCAUGUGAUAUCUACGGGGCAUUUACACAAUAUCUUUAGUGUCAAAUUUAUGCCGUAUUCUAAUAGUCGUAAGGUGAUGUCCGCUAGUGGUGACAACCUUGUGAAGCUUUUUGAUGUUGAGCUUGGUAAUUCUUCUGAAGUCCACAAGGGUAUAGAAAGUGAAUUGAGAUGCUGGAAUUGCCAUUUGGAUUCGGUGAAACGGAUUGUUCCUUGCGACGAUGGAUCCACCUUUUUAACAUGUAGCGAAGAUGGGACAGUACGACAAUUUGACAUCCGAGAAGCACACCGUUGUAAUCAGGAUCACAACUGCUCUUCUAUCUUAGUAAAUUAUAACCCUUACCGUAUUAACCUUUAUGCCAUGUCGAUGUCAAAGUCCAACCCAUAUUACUUUGUUGUUGGAGGCACACAUCCUUAUGCUUUUCUGCAUGAUAGAAGGAUGAUAGGAAAAGAUCAAUGGAAAAAAAAUAAUUCUGACGAUUCUUUAACACGCGAUACACGAUGUGUUCGGAAAUUUAGCCCUAACGGAACCUAUAACUCUCAAGGAAUACUUGACCAUCAUAUCAAUUGCUGUGAAUUUGGUACCGCAAAUCCAAACGAAUUAUUGGUUAGCUGGAACUCUGAUUAUGUAUAUUUAUUUAAUAUUAACGAAGAUAAGGCGUACGAGCCUACAUUUGAGAAACAUGAGGAUUCUCCACGAAAUCCGCAAGCGGCAUUUAAAGGAGCUAGAAGCUCUUUUAGACAAAAUAGAAGUACGCAUUGGUUUAAUGCUUCUUCCCAAACUUCCACACCAACGGCAAGAAUUUUGCGUAGUCCGUAUGUGACAACCCAACCUAGGCGGCAUACAUUCUACCAAAUGUACAAAAAUAUACAAAAACUUUUUACUUCUCAAGACGAUGGUCUCUAUGAAAGCAUUGCAAGUGGUUAUCAAAAUCACAUGGCACAUUCAAUUCGUUAUGUGAAAGACGCUAUUUAUUAUAUGGAAAAUUAUAAUUAUUUUAUAGAUACAACACAUUUUAACCAUGAUGUUCGUAAUCAAAUUUUACAUUAUUGGAGAGCCUGUGUUUCGGUCCUUGUGCUCAUGGACGGGAAAGCAUGCCUAGAAUCAAAUACAAUUAUUCAAGCUGGUUGGGGAUGGCUUUAUGACUUUAUGAAUUGGGUUAUACGCUACCUCUUGGGAAUCAGUGACCAUUGGGCUUUGCAAAUGUCUUCUCCUCCUAACGAAGCUCGCCAAAAUCUUGUUUUACGCGAUCCCGACGAACAUGAGCGUGUUUUGUUUUGGAGUGCCUCGGAGAUGUUACGAAGUUUUGCAAGAAUUGAUACCAAUGAAUUAUCUUCAGUCAGAAAAUUCUUUUGGAUACACAAAGUUCUUCGUGGUUGUCUGGGUCUUAUUUCCGCUGAUAUUAAUUGGGGUUUAUUGCAACCUUGGGAUCGUGACGAGUCUGAAGAAACAAAUAAUGUAUCAGAAAUUGGUGAAUCUUCCUAUACUGAUUCAGAGCAUUCCAUGUCAAAUGGGGAGGAAAUGGAUACUUAUGAUGACACAUCCGAACCUGAAUUCCAAAGUUUAGACUCGGGAUAUACAGAAAUGGAAAUUGAAGAUGAAUUCAAUAAUAACAGUGAUGACUUAGAAGAUGAAGAUCAUGCACAUGUUAGUGAAAAUACCGAUGACAGUGAUGAGGAGUCUGAUGAAGGCCCAAGUUUACUUUCACUGCGAUCGAAAAAGAGAAAAUCCGUUGAACCGAAUGUGCCUGUUCAAACUCAUGUUAAAAGUUAUUAUGGUCAUUGCAAUGUGGAGACUGUAAAAGAUGUAAAUUUUUUUGGAUUAAAUGAUGAAUAUGUCAUGAGCGGUUCUGAUGAUGGAAAAUUCUUUAUAUGGGAUAAGGAGUCAACCUCGAUUCUUGCUAUCAUACAAGGAGAUAAUGAAGUGGUGAAUGUUUUAGAAGGGCAUCCUUUUUUUCCUACUAUCGCAGUAUCUGGAAUUGACUCAACCAUCAAGAUAUUUAGUACUGAAAACAAUCCAGCUCUGGGUCGAUCGCGAAAUCAGACUGCAAAUAGCUAUAAGAUUAUCGCGGCGAAUGAAAUGAAUAGAGAGCAAGGAUCUCGAGAUUCUUAUAUAACAAGCAGGAUGCUCUCCCAUUUAGCUUAUCGUGCCCAUUUGGAUGAUGGUUUUGGAAAUGAGGUAUUAGACACGAAUGCUUGUACAAUUAUGUAAUUAAAUAUUUUUUGAAUAUUAUGUUUCACUGAUGUUUGAUGAAUUAUAUCGUCGUUAUUAAAU